UCUUGCCUCUCUUCACUCCUCACCACUUCAACGGUUCAUUCAAUCACUCUCUCUCACACACUCUUUUCCACUUCACUUUCACACUUCCAACUCUCUAUUAUUUUCCUUCCUCACUUCACCACCAUACAUACAUCUUAUAAUAAUACACACUUCUCAACCUCCUCCAGAAGGUGGGAAUGGCUUACAUGUGCGCAGACAGUGGUAACCUAAUGGCUAUUGCUCAACAAGUCAUCAACCAAAAACAACAACAAGAACAACAGGAACAGCAACAACAUCAUCAACAUCAUCAAAAUCUCCUAGGUAGUACUAUCACUAACCCCCUCUCCCUCCACCCAUGGAAUCCCAACAACCACAACAACAACAACAACUCUGUUUCAUCACUCCCCUCUCUCUCCUUCCCACCAACCGACUUCACCGACCCAUUCCAAGUUGGGUCGGGCCCCGACAACCCCGAUCCAACCUUCCACUUCCCUCCCCUCCACCCUCACUCCACCACCUUCCGUUUCUCCGAUUUCGAUUCCGAUGACUGGAUGGACACUCUAAUGGCCGCCGCCGCCGAUGACACCAACAUCACCCUCAACACCCACUCAGACUUCCCUCUCAACCCGUUUUCAUGCCCGACCCGUCUCUCACCACCCUCGGAUCUCCUCUUACCCGCCACCGUUCCACUCCAAAACCAAAACCAAAACCAAAUCCCAACCCAACCUACCACCACUCCUCAUCACAAAAACGACACCACCGAAACGACAUCCUCAUUACCGUCGUCCACCAACCCGCUUCUCAAAUCACUAACCCAUUGCGCACGUCUCAUCGAAACCGAACCAAAUCAAGCCGUUGAAACCCUAAAUCAUCUCAAGAAAUCAAUUUCACAAAACGGAAACCCAAUUCAGAGAGUUUCAUUCUAUUUCUCACAAGCUUUAUCCAAAAAAAUCACUUCACAAUCACAACUAUCUCCUUCAGCUUCUUCUAUUUCCUCAACUACAUGGGAAGAAUUAACACUCUCUUACAAAGCCCUAAACGAUGCAUGCCCUUAUUCAAAGUUCGCUCAUUUAACCGCAAAUCAAGCGAUUCUCGAAGCGACAGAAGGUUUCAACUAUAUUCACAUAGUUGAUUUUGGAAUUGUGCAAGGGAUUCAAUGGGCUGCGUUAUUACAAGCAUUCGCAACUCGUUCUUCUGGGAAACCUAAUAGUGUGAGAAUUUCUGGUAUACCUGCUAUGGCUCUUGGAACAUCGCAUGUUUCUUCAAUUUCUGCUACUGGUAACCGUUUAUCUGAGUUUGCGAAGCUUCUUGAGUUGAAUUUUGAGUUUACGCCGAUUACUACGCCGAUUCAGAUGCUUGAUGAGUCUAGCUUUUGUAUUCAGCCAAAUGAGGCUUUGGCUGUUAAUUUCAUGCUUCAGUUGUAUAAUCUUUUGGAUGAGACUACGAAUUCGGUUGAAACCGCGCUUCGUUUGGCGAAGUCUUUGAAUCCUAAGAUUGUUACUCUUGGUGAAUAUGAAGCUAGCUUGACGACACGGGUUGGUUUUGUUAAACGGGUUGAGACUGCUUUUAAUUAUUUUGCUGCUUUUUUCGAGUCUUUGGAGCCGAACAUGGAGGUGGAUUCUCCGGAGAGGUUUCAGGUGGAGAGUCUUUUGCUUGGCAGGAGGAUUGAUGGUGUGAUUGGUGUGAGGGAGAGGAUGGAGGAUAAAGAACAGUGGAAAGUUUUGAUGGAAAGUUGUGGUUUUGAAUCUGUUAGUUUGAGUCAUUAUGCAAUUAGUCAAGCUAAGAUACUUUUGUGGAAUUAUAGUUAUAGUUCUUUGUAUUCUCUUGUUGAAUCUCAACCUGGGUUUUUGUCUUUGGCUUGGAAAGAUGUUCCUCUCUUGACUGUUUCUUCUUGGCGUUGAUUUGAUGAAAUGGAUUUUGGACUCAAAUUUGGAAAUUGUUUUUUCCACCUAGUCUUUUUUUCUCUGGUGUGGAAGGAACAAUUAUAAUUGUCUAUAUGCCGUUGAUGAUCAAUGCUAAGAAGGAAGUUCUUCAGCUUAUGAUGUUUUGCUUGGUGAAGAAGGUAUGCAGAUUGGAUGUGUUUGUUAUCUCAGCACUUAGCACUGCAAUACAAGAUUUUGGGAUGCAUUUUUAUCAGUUUAAUCUCUUUAGUUUCAAUUAAUUUUCCUUUUUUUGGGUGGCAUAUUAUAUUGGUGUUGAUGUAGUUUUAGAUGAAGUUUUUAUUCAGGUUAUGAACUUGAGGAAAUGGGAAGGGAAAUGCUUUCUUUCAUGUUGGCUAGUCUUGUAACUCUGUAAAUUUGAUUGUGUUGUAAGGGGUUUAAAUUUGUCUAAAUAUCAAAAAGGUUAUUUUACUUUA
Messenger RNA from Vicia villosa (hairy vetch), 2335 nucleotides. Its product is annotated as SCARECROW-LIKE protein 7. The record is from RefSeq and is a predicted model, not a curated record. Gene Ontology annotation, cellular component: nucleus. Gene Ontology annotation, biological process: regulation of DNA-templated transcription. The transcript has 2 exons. Gene Ontology annotation, molecular function: DNA-binding transcription factor activity; sequence-specific DNA binding. NCBI's taxonomy places the organism in Eukaryota, Viridiplantae, Streptophyta, Magnoliopsida, Fabales, Fabaceae. The coding region runs from base 177 to 1880 and encodes 567 amino acids.